This is a messenger RNA of Artibeus jamaicensis (Jamaican fruit-eating bat), 4776 nucleotides long. RefSeq names its product CD93 molecule (gene CD93). The record is from RefSeq and is a predicted model, not a curated record. The transcript has 2 exons. The coding region runs from base 103 to 2055 and encodes 650 amino acids. Gene Ontology annotation, molecular function: calcium ion binding; extracellular matrix protein binding; extracellular matrix binding. Gene Ontology annotation, cellular component: external side of plasma membrane; extracellular matrix. Lineage: Eukaryota; Metazoa; Chordata; Mammalia; Chiroptera; Phyllostomidae. Gene Ontology annotation, biological process: cell migration.
GUGUCAGUGUCUGAACCCUCCACUCCCCUCUGAACUCAGUUGUGGCAGCUGCUGUCACUCUCAGGUUUCUAGCCUCUGGCUGAGGGCAACACGGAGGCUGUGAUGGCCACCUCCACCAACCUACUGCUGCUGCUACUGCUGCUGCUGCUCCUGAGCCCGCCUUGGAUGGGGGCUGGUGCUGAGGAACAGGCUGUGGUAUGUUCGGGAACUGCCUGCUAUUCAGCCCACUGGGGCAAGCUGAGUGCCGCUGAGGCCCAGGUUCACUGCAGCAAGAAUGGGGGCAACCUGGCCACGGUGAGGUCUGAGAAGGAGGCCUGGCACAUUCAAAGAGCGCUAGCCCAGCUCCUAGAGCCCGGGGUGCCCCUGGAAACCCAGAAAGGCAAGUUUUGGAUAGGACUCCAGCGGGAGAAGAGGAAGUGCUUGGACCCUAGCCUGCCUCUGAAGGGUUUCAGUUGGGUGGGUGGUGGAGAGGAAACAUCUUAUUCCAACUGGCACAAGGAGGUCAAGAGCUCUUGCAUCUCCAAGCGCUGUGUGUCUCUGAUGGUGGACCUGUCCCACUUGUCUCUUGCCAGCCACCUCCUCAAGUGGUCUGAGGGCCCCUGUGGGAGCCCAGGCUCUCCUGGAAUCCGCAUUGAGGGCUUUGUGUGCAAGUUUAGCUUCAAAGGCAUGUGCCAGCCCCUGUCUCUAGGGGGCCCAGGACAGGUGAACUAUACUACUCCCUUCCAGGCUACCACCUCCUCCUUGGAGGCUGUGCCCUUUGCCUCUGUGGCUCAUGUGGUCUGUGGGGAUGGGGAUAAGAGGAGGCAGCAUUUCUUCCUAUGCAAUGAGAAGACCACUGAUGUAUUUGACUGGGACAGCUCAGGACCCCUCUGUGUCAGCCCUGAGUUUGGCUGCAACUUUAAUAAUGGAGGCUGCCAUCAAGACUGCUUCGAAGGGGGGGAUGGCUCCUUCCGCUGUGGCUGCCAUCCGGGGUUCCGGCUGCUGGAUGACCUGGUGACCUGUACCUCUCGGAACCCUUGUAGCUCCAGCCCAUGCAAAGGGUUGGCCACAUGCAUCCCUGGACCUUCUGAGAAAAACUACACAUGUCUCUGCCCCCAAGGCUACCAGUUGGACUCGACUCAGCGGAACUGUGUAGACAUGGAUGAGUGCCAGGACUCCCCCUGCACACAGGAGUGUAUUAACACUCCUGGGGGCUUCCACUGUGAGUGCUGGGUAGGUUAUGAGCCUGGAAGCCCUGAAAAGGGAGCCUGUCAGGAUGUGGAUGAGUGUGCUCCUGGCCACUCACCCUGUGCCCAUGGCUGCACCAACACAGAUGGUUCCUUCUACUGCUCCUGUAAGGAUGGCUAUGUCUUGACAGGGAAGGAUGGAACCCAAUGCCAGGAUGUGGAUGAAUGUGAGGGCCCAGAAGGCAGUAUAUGUGACAGCCUAUGCUUCAACAUUCUAGGGUCCUUCCGCUGUGGAUGUUUACCAGACAGGGAGCUGGCCCCUGAUGGGAUCUCCUGUAUCACCAGUCCCACAUCCCUGGGACCAUCUGUGGAGCCUUCCCAUGGGCAGAAGACAGGAGAUAGAGAGGGAAGACUUGUGCUUUCUAUCACAACAUCAAGUCCAAGCGAGCACCUUGAGGAUACAUCCAAUGUGGCACCUACCAUGAGAAGACCCUUCCUCACACCCAAUACCCCCAUCACUCCAAUGUCACUCCAAACUCCAGCUAUCAAUGGGUCCUCUGGCAUCUGGAGGGAGCCAAGCAACCACCACCCUACGGUCACCACUGGCCUUGAGGAGUCUACAGGAGGGAAUUUCAUGGUCCAACAAAGAGAUGAUGGCACCGACAGGCAAAAGCUACUUUUGUUCUAUAUCCUGGGCACUGUGGUGGCCAUCCUACUGUUGCUGGCUUUGGCCCUAGGGCUCCUGGUCUACUGCAAGCGGAGAGCCAAGAGGGAGGCAAAGGAGAAAAAGCCCCAGAGUGCAGCAGAUAGCUACUCCUGGAUUCCAGAGCAAGCUGAAAGGAGAGCUAUGGAAAACCAGUACAGCCCAACAGCUGGAACAGACUGUUGAAGAUGAGGUGGUCCCAAAGACACUGUCAGUCUGCUGCCACCAUCCUCAGAGCUUAGAGCCCUUCUCAAAAGGGAGAACCUGCAACCUUCUGAAAGGCUGGAUUGGAAUCUGAGAAAACAAUUGUAAACUUUCUCUAUAAAAGCCUGGCAAACUGGAAUAUACAGGUAUAUUCUAAAUGUGUAUGAUAUUCCUGAAGUGGAAUAGAUAAAUCAUGGUGUCUUUUUGGAAAUUUUUGAAUAUUAACAAUUUGUACUCAUUCUUCUUUUUCAAAUUCAAAUAUGACUACUUUCAUUUUUUGCACUGAUUCUGAACUAUAAGUCAGGUGCUAAUGGGUUUCCCUUGAGCUACUUUUCUGAUCACUGGAUUUAUGUAAAAAGAAAAGGGGUCCAAUAAUGUUAAUUAGGACUGAUAUAAUUUGUUCCCUUUAGUAUAAUGGAGACUAAGUCAAUUACUGUUUAAUUAUAUAAAAAGUUUUUUUAAGAGGAAACAUAUUGAGAACUGAGACCAUAUCUUUGCAUUUACAUUUAUACUUAAUUGCCUAGUUAACAAGGAGGCAGGGACUUUGGAAAUCGCAUUUCCCAUUUUUAGGUUUAUAAUUUUAUUGGGUUUAUUUGCCAGUGAAGCCUGAAAAAAUGUGUUAAAAGUUAUAUGAAGAGAGUUAAAAUAAUUUUGAAAAGAAAUAAUCUUAAGUGCUGAAGAAAGAGGCCAGGGUUUUUUUCCCCCCACAAAUACUUGAAUCUAAAUUCAUGUAAUUGUUCUGAUGCUAACGCAGGCUUAAAUACUGAUGAGAUAAACACUCAUAAGGAAAAAGCCAAAGAUAACUUUUCUCUAAGCCUGAACAUCACCAUCUCAGCAGGCUGCCCUGCCUUUACCUCAGGCAGCUCUUGAUCUGGGUGAUUUGGCUAUAAAGGGAGGGUAUAACAGAAUGUCUCUCAUUAUGAUUGCUUCUAAAGGUUGUGUGAGUGAAAUGACUUGCUGAGUCCUGAAAACUGUCAUCAUAAAGCUUUUUAGUGCAGUUCAUAGUUAACAUUGCAUCUUGACAACUUGAUUCUGAUUUGUGACUAUAGCACACAAGAAAUUCAGAGACGAGUCAGGCCAGAUGAUUGUCCCAUUGCUUCUGCAGAAACUUAUGCCUUCUUUGUCUCUUUUCCCUGUAAAGAUGGGUGGAGUGGGAUUGAAAAGAGAAAGAGAGAGAAGUAUCUUUUCAGAUCCUUUGUCCAUUUUUUAAUUGGUUUGUUUGUCUUCCUGGAGUGGAGUCCUGUGAGUUCUUUAUAUAUUUUGGAGAUCAAACCCUUGUCUGAGGUGUCAAGAGCAAAUAUAUUUUCCCAUACCAUUGGUUCCCUUUUCAAUUUGCUGAUGUUUUCUUUAGCUGUGCAGAAGUUUUUUUUCUUAUUUUGAUGAGAUUCCAUUUGUUUAUUCUUUCCAUUAUGUCCCUUGCUGUAGGAAAUAUAUCAGUGAAAAUAUUGCUACAUGGAAUAUCUGAGAUUUUCCUGUCUAUGUUCUCCUCUAGGACUUUUAUGUGUCCUGACUUAUAUUGAAGUCUUUUAUCCAUCUUGAGUUCAUUUUUGUGUACUGUAUAAGUUGGUGGUCAAGUUUCAUUUUUUUUUUUGCAUGUAGCCGUCCAGAUCUCCCAACACCAUUUGCUGAAGAGGCUAUUUUCACUCCAUUUUAUGCUGCUGCACCAUUUAUCAAAUAUUAAUUGACCAUAGAGACUCAGGUUUAGUUUUGGGCUCCCUAUUUUGUUCCAAUGAUCUAGGUGUCUAUUCUUAUGCCAGUACCAGACUAUUUUUAUUACUGUGGCCUUGUUAAUAUAGUUUGAUGUCAGGUAUGGUGAUCCCUCCUAUUUUGUUCUUUCUCAGCUAUUUGGGGUUGUUUAUUGUUCCAUAAUAUUUUUUUAAAUGUUAAUAAACAAAUUAAUUAUGUUCCAUAAUAAUUUUUUGAAAUGUCUGUUCUCUAUGAAAUAUGUCAUUGUUAUUUUAAUAGAGAUUGAGUUGAAUUUACAAUUUACAGAGGGUCCAAAGACAUAUGAAAAGAUGCUCAGCAUCACUAGCCAUCGGAGAGAUGCAAAUGAAAACCACAAUGAGAUAUUGCUUCACAGUUGUCAGAAUGGCCGUCAUAACCAAGUAAACAAAAAACAAAGUUUGUAGAAUAAAAGGGAACCCUAGUACACUGUUUGUAGGAAUGCAGACUGGCGCAGCCACUGUAAAAAACAGCAUGGCAUUUCCUCACAAAACUAAAAAUGGAACUGCCUUUUGACCCAGACAUUCCACUGUUAGGACUAUACCCUAAUAAUCCCAAAACACUAAUUCAAAAGAAACUAUGCACUCCAGUGUUCAUAGCAGCACCAUUUAUAAUAGCCAAGUUUUGGAAGCAACCUAAGUGCCCAUCAGUAAAUGAAUGGAUCAAAAAACUGUGGUACAUGUACACAAUGGAAUACUACACAGCAGAAAGAGAGGAGCUCCUGCCCUUUACCAGAGAAUGGAUGGAACUGGAGAGCAUUAUGCUAAGUGAAAUAAGCCAGGUGGUGAAAGAUAAAUACUAUAUGAUCUCACCUAUGAGUGGAACCUAAUUAACAAAACAAACAAGCAAACAAAAAAAUAACCAGAGACAUUGAAAUUAAUAACAAACUGACAGUAACCAGAGAGAAGAUGGGAGGGGAUAAUGGGAGAAGGGGGAAAGGUUGUGAAGGAACAUGUAUUAAGGACACAUGGACAAAGCCAA